AGCUGAGAGAGCAACAUAUCGGCAACCGGAUUCUCGGGCGAAAUUCACCGAAAUUUAAUUGUUUGCCGAAUUUAUCGCCUUUUGUCCGAAAUUCAAUGGGUUGCUAAAUUUCUCGCCGUCUUUAGUUAUUAACUCGUGAGAGCUCGCAGAUUUUUUUCACAAGCGGGACGGAACGCAAUCCACCUGCUUCGCCUUUCCCUCCAUUUUCCCCUUUUCUCUCUCUAAACCAAUCUUCCCGCCCUCUCUCUCUCUCUCUCUCUCUCUAAACCGAUCUUUUCUCGUCCCUAAAUCUCUCACUCUUGCUGUGAAUUGAAAAUGGCGGUAAUAUCAGUGCCUGCAACCUCUGUACCCUUUAGUAGAACAGAUUCUCCUUCCUGUUCAUCUUCUGCACCUUUCUUUCCCUUUUUCACGAGGAAUUCGUCUCUCAUUGUAAGAAGAAGAACCGAAUUAAUGGGGCUUAAGGUUUCACAUAACCAUUCCUCUUCUCUCUUGCGCCAACCCUGCACAGUUGCUUGCCUUCCUUCUUAUCCAAAGGCUGCUACCAAGAAGCUCUACGUCAGUGGUCUUUCAUUCCGUACAACUGAAGAAAGUCUGAGAAAUGCAUUUAAGAACUUUGGCCAACUUGUUGAAGUUAAACUUGUAAUGGACAAAAGAGCUAAUAGACCCAGAGGCUUUGCUUUUCUGGAGUAUGCAACUGAGGAAGAAUCAAGACAAGCCAUAGAGGGAAUGCAUGGGAAGUUUUUGGAUGGAAGAGUCAUAUUUGUGGAAGUUGCAAAAUCAAAGUCCGAGCUCCAGAAGAGCUUCAACCGCUUUCCACCGCAAUAUUGAGGAUGUCGAUACAUAUGCAUCUGUAAUGUGACUUGCGUCGCUCCAUUAUUGGUGAAAAUUUUCUUCACUUCAAAUUAUUUAUCUCCAGUUGAAACAGUGAAGCAUUUAAAGUUUUAGACAGUUAAUGUUUUAGUAGGACUUUUGCUUCAUAUAGAUUAUGAACAGUAAUUUCUACAUUGCAGGAUGGCUUUAUUUUAUACUUGUAUCAGAGAGAGAGAGAGAAUGUGUUUUAUAGUUGUUGGUGCAGUUGAGAAGCUCUCUAGAGCUAUGAGAGCAUUGUGA
This is a messenger RNA of Amborella trichopoda, 1110 nucleotides long. RefSeq names its product organelle RRM domain-containing protein 6, chloroplastic. Gene Ontology annotation, biological process: chloroplast mRNA modification; cytidine to uridine editing. Lineage: Eukaryota; Viridiplantae; Streptophyta; Magnoliopsida; Amborellales; Amborellaceae. Gene Ontology annotation, molecular function: RNA binding. Gene Ontology annotation, cellular component: chloroplast. The record is from RefSeq and is a predicted model, not a curated record.